Molecule: messenger RNA, 704 nt
Organism: Egretta garzetta (little egret)
Lineage: Eukaryota; Metazoa; Chordata; Aves; Pelecaniformes; Ardeidae
Exons: 4
Coding region: 12-623 (203 amino acids)
Molecular function (GO): cell-cell adhesion mediator activity
Source: RefSeq, a predicted model, not a curated record
GCACGGCUAAGAUGAUGGUCUCUUGUCUGCUCCUCUCCAGCAUCUGGACCGUUGCGUCAGCCAUCUCGGACCCCAAAGUGGAGGCUAAGCUUAUACCCACUCCAGACAAAGCUGAGGGCUCUGAGAAAGUGGUGGGGGUGAGCUGCUCAGCAACAGGGAAACCAGCUCCAAAAAUCAGCUGGCGCCUUCCCAGCAUCCUGCAGCAGAAACCAAGGGAGUACCACGUCAGGCUCAGCAACCAGACCGUGACUGUCAUCAGCAAUUUCACCCAUGCCCACUCCAAAAUCCUCCAGGAGCACCCCAUUGCCUGCGUGAUCCAACACCCGUCUCUAAACGUGACCCUGGUCCUGCCCAUGGACACCAUGGCAAAGGGUCCCGACAGCAGUGUGUCACCAGCCGUUGUCAUUGCAGUGGGCGUGCUGGUCCCCCUGACUUCCCUCCUCCUUCUCACCUGCCUCCUCCACCACUGCCUCAGGCACCUACGUGACGGGGAGAGAAACCCAGCCCAGCCAUGCUGGGUCCUUCCCACCUGUACCAAGGCCAAGAAGUGCGGGCAGUACGGAGCUGCAGGCAGGUGGGCUCCCGAAGUGCCCCCGAGCCCUGGCGCGCCGCUGAACACCUGAGCAGCUGCCCACCCUGCGCCUGCAAGAGAGAAACUUCUUACAAUGGCACCUCGGGCUUCCAAGCAAAACCUUCUGUGACUU